GGAUCAAACAAUAACAUGAAAUCAGUAAGAAGAUGCCGAUCACGAAAACUAAUAGCAGAGUUAGAUAAAUGAGUUAGCAGCUUCCUCACCAGGGUGGAACCUGAACACUGGUCUUUAAGGUUCAUCUCUGCUGGUGGUGACAGCUGGGACUGACACACAUACACUCUCCCACACACACCCUACCCUUCGUCACCCACCCACAAAGUGCAGGAGCCGCCCUGGAUCUGCAUCUCUAUAAGAGGUCAGAGCUGGGCUCAAAGGUGCCAUCCUCGUCUGGACAACUCCAACGGUUUCAUCUCUGGGUUCAUCUCAUCUCUGUAUCUAUCCACCAUGUCGGUCUGUUCUCAAACGAUGUCCUGCAGAGUACCCAAGCCCGUGACCCCAAAGUGCACUAUCGCCAAGAGUCGGUGUGGUUCCACGAUGUUUCCACAGAAAUCCUACAGCGUGUAUGGAGGUGGUUCAUGUGGAAGCACCCGCAUGUCCAGAAGCAGAGGAUACGGAGGAGGAUGUGGUGGAGGAUACGGAGGAGGAUAUGGUGGAGGAUAUGGUUUUGGUGGAGGACACGGUUUUGGUGGAGGACGCGGUUUUGGUGGAGGACACGGUUUUGGUGGUGGAUACGGUGGAGGUUACGGUGGAGGAUAUGGAGCAGGCAUGAAUGACUUCCAUCAGAAUGAGAAGACCACCAUGCAGAACCUGAACGACCGUCUGGCAUCCUACCUGGACAAGGUGCGCUCGCUGGAGGCUGCCAAUGCCAUCCUAGAGAGGCAGAUCCGCGAGCACUGUGAGAAGAAAGGGCCGAUCGUACAGAGGGACUACAGCGACUACUGGAACAUCAUCAAGGACCUGAAGGACAAGAUUAAAUGCGCUACUAUCCACAACGCCAACAUCCUCCUGCAGAUCGACAACUCUAAACUGGCUGCUGAUGACUUCAGAAUCAAAUAUGAGCAUGAGGUGGUGAUGCGGCAGUCUGUGGAGGCCGAUAUCGCUAACCUGCGCCGCUUACUGGACCAGACAAACAUGGCAAGGUGCGACCUGGAGAUGCAGGUCAAGAAUCUGGAGGAAGAGCUGGCAUGUAUGAAGAAGAACCACCAGGAGGAGCUGGCUGCACUGAGGUCACAGCUGACAAACACAGUGAACGUAGAGGUUGAUGCUGCUCCUCAGCAAGACCUGAAAAAGAUUCUGGACGAGAUUCGUGCUCAUUACGAGAACAUCAUCCAGAAACACCGCAGGGAACAGGAGGCCUGGUUCAAGGACAAGAUGGAAGGGUUGAACAAAGAGGUGGCUGACAACACAGAGUGCAUGCAAACUUCCAGAUCACAGCUCACAGAGCUGCGAAACACCUUGCAGAGUCUGGAGAUCGAGCUGCAGUCUGAACUCAGCAAGAAAGCAGCACUGGAGAACUCACUGGCAGAAACAGAGGCUAGGUACCGCUCUAUGCUAGCAAGCUACCAGAACCAAAUCAACAUGCUGGAGGCCGAGCUCUGUCAAGUGCGGGCAAGCAUUGAGCAACAGGGACGUGAUUACGCCUUGUUGUUGGACAUCAAGACGCGUCUGGAGCAGGAGAUCGCCACCUACAGGUGCCUCCUGGAAAAUCAGGACUCCAAGACUCAAAUGCAAGGACCAACUAUCAUGAUCCAAAGUGGAUCCCUCUCCUCAGGUAGCUGCCCGGCUGUCCCAUCUAGUGGAGCUCAAUCCUCUUGUGGUUCUGUUGGACAAACAGCCCAAUGCAAGUAAACCACCCCCACUUCACAACGUACUUACUAAAGUCACAGGAUGCCGCUUCAUGAGACAGUAUUCAAACACAUGCAUUUACUUUUAAAUGAGUGUUGAUACACAGUUUGUGACAUGACAAUAAACAAGGAAAUGUGUUACUUAUAAAACAUCG
Molecule: messenger RNA, 1885 nt
Organism: Onychostoma macrolepis
Lineage: Eukaryota; Metazoa; Chordata; Actinopteri; Cypriniformes; Cyprinidae
Product: keratin, type I cytoskeletal 19-like
Exons: 9
Coding region: 331-1734 (467 amino acids)
Molecular function (GO): structural molecule activity
Source: RefSeq, a predicted model, not a curated record